UCCAACCCCCUCAUCCACCGCAUCUGCCUAGUCCCGCACGUCGAUUCCAACCACACCUUCCAUUUCGAGCCCAUCUCCUGCGACCUCAGAUAUGGCGACAUCCCCGUCAGCAUCGGUCGCUUCACAUCUCGAUCAGACAGAGGGGAGAUAGUUUUCAAAAGCAAAGUAGUCUCUCACUUUCAUGCAGAGAUCUGGGUAGACAAUGGCAAGUUCUACAUCAAGGACACCAAAUCGUCAUCAGGCACUUUCCUCAAUCAUAUCCGCCUUAGCCCUGCAGGCUCUGAGAGCGCACCACAUCAGUUAAAACAUGGCGAUAUCGUACAGCUCGGCGUCGAUUAUCAGGGCGGUACGGAGGAUAUCUGGAAAUCCGUUAGGAUAAGGAUUGAAGUCGGACGCGAAUUACAG
Suillus subalutaceus is the source of this 405-nucleotide messenger RNA. Its product is annotated as SMAD/FHA domain-containing protein. Gene Ontology annotation, molecular function: protein binding. The transcript has a single exon. Lineage: Eukaryota; Fungi; Basidiomycota; Agaricomycetes; Boletales; Suillaceae. The annotation marks the transcript as partial. The record is from RefSeq and is a predicted model, not a curated record.